This is a messenger RNA of Colius striatus (speckled mousebird), 1124 nucleotides long. RefSeq names its product cilia and flagella associated protein 77 (gene CFAP77). The record is from RefSeq and is a predicted model, not a curated record. Lineage: Eukaryota; Metazoa; Chordata; Aves; Coliiformes; Coliidae. The transcript is spliced from 6 exons. Bases 226 to 1029 code for a protein of 267 amino acids.
CUUCCGACGGAAGCGGCCCCGGCCGGACCCACCACAGCGCGGGACCGACGGCGGUUGCCAGGAGACGGGGCAACGCUCCACACAGCCCUCCCUCCCCUCCCCGCGCUUGUCCCCGCUCACGGGCGGGAGCUGCAGCUCCACGGCGAAGCCCUCCCGGAGCCCUCAGCCUCAGCCACAGCUCCCCACACAGCUCGGGGCCUGGUGAGGCCCGGGCCGGGCGGCGGAAUGGCGAGCGGCAGCGCUGCACCUCCGCGGCGGCCGCUGACCCUGGCCGACGUGGAGCCGGGCAGUGAGAACGAGCGGCUGGGGGUGGCCCGGGACAGCAUGCUACGCAACCCACGCAUCCUCAAGGCAGAACUGGGGAAGCCCCAGAGAAAUUGCUACACCUUGCCAGGCUUUGAUUUUUCAUAUGGGCUGUACAGCCAAAGGAUGGAUGGAGGAGUCCCUGAAGCAAUAGGCCAGUGGAACACAGUAAAGCCUAGUCCUCCUUCAGUUCAGAACACGCCCCGAGAUUUCAUCACCAUGAACCGUGGUGCUCUCAAGGCCGGUUAUACCACAGCCCACGAAUUUAAUUUGUACUACAAGGCCAAGGACAUUCGGUGCAAGCCUGAGGAAUAUAUCCACUUGAAGAGAGAUCCUCCUAAAGUACCUGCAGACAUGACUUAUGGCAUCACAACACGGCCCUGCACUCCCUUUUUUGACCUCAUCCAACACAAAUACAAGGAGUUAUGGAUGGAGGAGCAGAGAGCCCUGACAAUAGCCCAGCAAGUGGAAAAGAAAAAGAAACAUGAAGUGCGUGACACUCGCACCACACUUCUGCGCAAACAGCCCCUGCCUGCAAAGGAGGAGUCCUUCUGGCACCUGCCCAGCUUGGAGAAGGUUGGGCCUCAUCUCAGUACUUUUCCAGACUGUGAGGCUGGUAAAAAAAGCCUUCAGUGCCUCCCAUUGAGAAGUGCCUGUGAGAUGCAGACGUCUUUCCCAGAGCAUCCACACAGUGAGUGCCACAGCAUGGAGCACCACAGCCCUUAGAAUCCAUAAUAGCUGGAAGCAAUCAGCUUUCUCUCUGGUUUUAAAAGGUUAUGCUAAUGCACAUACAGCCAAAUAAAUCAUAUCUACAAGAGGAA